Exophiala bonariae is the source of this 1920-nucleotide messenger RNA. RefSeq lists its product as uncharacterized. The record is from RefSeq and is a predicted model, not a curated record. The coding region runs from base 1 to 1920 and encodes 639 amino acids. Gene Ontology annotation, molecular function: ATP binding; RNA binding; RNA helicase activity. NCBI's taxonomy places the organism in Eukaryota, Fungi, Ascomycota, Eurotiomycetes, Chaetothyriales, Herpotrichiellaceae. The transcript has 9 exons. Gene Ontology annotation, cellular component: nucleus.
AUGACCGACCUCUCUGUUAAUGGGUUGGCUGAGCCUCUUCCCGACAUUACCAAUGGCAAUCACCUCGGUUAUCGUUCUGGCCGUAUGAAUGAGGCAGCCUUGAAGGUUGCUUCUGAACACGGCUGGGUCGCCCCCAAGUCAUACAAGUACGAUGCUGAUCAAGCCACCACCGAGACUCCUGCCUCCAAUGGUGACGGUCUCGACAGUGGCGAGAACAAGGAUGACAAUGCCACUGUUGAGACUGGUGCUACUUCUCGUGCCUCAAAGUUUGCACCUGGAAAUUGGGCUCAUGAUGCUGGUCGUUACGAGUGGAAGGAGGAGUAUGGUGAUGUCGGCCCUCGCAGUGAGAAGUUGGAAGAAGAACUUUUCAAUUCCAAAUUCAUCAAUCGGGCUGGUGGAAACUUCAAGAACCUCACCACUGUGAAAGUCAUUGUCGAGUCCCAAAAGCGUCCUGCUCCCAUCAGUGACUUCGAGACCGCUGGCAUCCAUCCUGUCCUGGUUGAGAACAUCAAACUCUGCGAAUACCAAAUGCCCACCCCCAUCCAAGCCUACACCAUCCCUGCUGUCCUGUCGGGCCACGACAUAAUUGGGGUUGCUCAAACCGGCUCUGGCAAGACCGCCGCAUUUCUCAUCCCCUGUAUUUCAAAGUUGAUGGGAAAAGUCAAGAAGUUGGCUGCUCGUCGUCCCAACCUUGCUGGCAACUUUGAUGCUGAACGUGAGCGUGUUCGUGCGGAGCCGUUGAUUUUGAUCGUGGCACCCACUCGAGAGUUGUGUUGUCAAAUCUUUGACGAGGCUCGUCGCCUGUGCUACCGCUCCAUGCUGCGACCUUGCGUUGCGUAUGGUGGUGGUCCUAUGCGUGAGCAGAUUGCUCAACUGAAUCUCGGCUGUGAUCUUUUGGUGGCCACUCCUGGUCGACUGCUUGACUUCAUGAGUCGUCCUGAAGUUCUUUCACUCUCUCGUGUUCGUUACACCAUCAUCGACGAAGCUGAUGAGCUUCUGCACGACGACUGGGAAACUGAGAUGACAAAGAUCAUGUCUGGUGGAGAUGCCAACACUGAUGGCGAUCAUCGAUAUUUGUUGUUCUCUGCAACAUUUCCCAAGCGAUUGAAGAAGCUUGCAGCGAAGUUUCUUGAUAACGACCAUGUACACAUCAGCAUUGGCCGAACAGGUUCAGUACACAUCAACGUCAAGCAGCAGAUCAUCUGGACUGAGAACAACCACAAGAACCAGGCGCUCUACGACCUCUUGAUAUCUAUGCCUCCUUCUCGUACUCUUGUCUUUGUGCGUUCCAAGAAAUCUGCCGACCUUGUGGACGACUACUUGUUCAAUAUGGGUCUCCCAUCCACCUCGAUUCACUCGGACCGCCUUCAGAUUGAGCGUGAAGAUGCCCUUCGUUCUUUCAAGACAGGAGAUGCCCCUAUUCUUGUCGCAACUGGAGUGUCUGCUCGUGGCUUGGACGUCAAGCAUGUCAUGCAUGUGAUCAACUAUGAUCUCCCAUCCGCUGAACAUGAUGGUUUCAAUGAGUUUGUUCACCGAAUUGGUCGCACUGCUCGCAUUGGCAAUGAAGGCUUGGCGACUUCUUUCUACAACGACCGAGAUUCUGGCAUGGCUCCCUUCAUUACCAAGAUCUUGGUGGAAACCAAUCAGUCCAUUCCCGAAUUUUUGGAACAGUACAAGCCUGAGGGUGCCCUCAACUUCGAUGAAGAGGAUCCUGAUGUCGAAGACGGUGCCGUUGAAGAUGAGGGUGGAGAUGCCUGGGGUGCAAAAGGCGGAGCUGCUGGUGCUUCAGAUGAUGCUUGGGGGAAUGGCAACGCCACAGCUGCUGCUUCCGAACCUGCCUGGGGUGGUGAGACCGGCGCCUCUGCACCUGUUGAGGAAACCCGGGGCACCUACACCAGCACUCCCGUUGCUGCUUGGUAG